Messenger RNA from Anopheles coustani, 12615 nucleotides. Its product is annotated as trithorax group protein osa-like. Gene Ontology annotation, cellular component: SWI/SNF complex; nucleoplasm; nBAF complex. The transcript is spliced from 20 exons. Gene Ontology annotation, biological process: chromatin remodeling; positive regulation of DNA-templated transcription; regulation of transcription by RNA polymerase II. The record is from RefSeq and is a predicted model, not a curated record. NCBI's taxonomy places the organism in Eukaryota, Metazoa, Arthropoda, Insecta, Diptera, Culicidae. The coding region runs from base 1057 to 11136 and encodes 3359 amino acids. Gene Ontology annotation, molecular function: DNA binding; nucleosome binding.
UAUGCAUCGAGGAGUGUUUCAUUUCCGAAAAUUGUUCGAAUCGAAGCUGAAGCGAAAAACGCAAACGCGGAGAUUUCUGCGGGCUUCUGGUCGCUGCUUUUGCACACGCACAGGAUUAAGACAGUCGUGUCACCGUCGAUUGCGGUAGUUUUGUGAUUUUUUGGUGCUGUAGGAUUCAGCGACAAGUCUCCUUGCGUGCGACAAGAAAAAGGGCGACCGUGUCAGAGCAGUGUUAUUUGUGUCCCAAUCCGUUCGUACGCAAAACCCUGCAGCCUACUCGGAUUAAAAGACCCCUGGAGGGAUAUUCGUGUGAAGACGGUACCCACGAAAAACUCCUUCGUCCAGGCGUGUCCUUCGGUGCUUGAAAUGCAGCAGGAAUGCUCUAGCGAGCUUCAAGCAUAGUCUCGGAAAGCGUCAAACGUGCCCGAUGCGUUCGAACACAGUCCAAGCAAGUGUGUCUCCCGCGCGGAGUGUGUGCGCUUGGAACAUCGGGCCGGAAAGUUGAAUUAUAAGGAGCAAUUAUCGAAUCAUCGGUCUCGUUCGUGUUUGAGCGUUUAGUGUUCGGUGACGAGUGUAAUCGUGUGUGCAGCAGUGAGGGAAAGCGAGGGAAAAAUGAAAAAGUGAAUGAGCGAAGGGUGAAGUAGAUUAAGAGAAAAGUGAAAUUAAUUAAAAAAAAAGUGUUACACAAGUUCUAACUGCAAAGUCGUCAGCGGCCAUCAACUGGAAGGAAGGUUGCAUUUGUUUUCUCGGUUUACGUUCGUUUGUGUUCGUGUGCGUUUUCGGGUUUUGGAAACAGUGUGUCAGUGUUUAGAGUCCUGUACGUUUGUGAAAUGAAAUUAGUGUUCCGCGGAGCAAUCGAAGGGAUGUUCAUCUGAGGCGAAGAGGGACUCUCUCGCAUCCCCCGCCGACAGAAAAUGCUGAUAUCGAUAGUGCGUCGUUCGGGCAGAACAGUAGCGGUCGAAAAACAGCAGCAGCGUAGUUAAAGGGUGGAAGUUUCGUCCGACCGUCUUCUCCGUUCCGCCGUCCGCCGUCGUCCAAAAAACGCAGCGAGGCGCGAUGGGCGAUCAGAAGGGCCAAAAGGGAGGAGGAAGCGGAGCCGGCGGGGCCCCACCGGGCAGUAACGGCGGAGGGUCGAGUGGUGGUGGGGCGAGCGGCGCCGGGGGUUCAUCGACAGCGAUGUCCUCGACCACGACGACGACCACGACGUCGGCCGCGUCCGCCCCCGUCACCACCCCGCAGCAACACCAUCAGCCGCCCCAUCACCCUCACCACCACCAGCACCAUCUUCAUCAGCAGCAGCCGCCCCCGCCCCCACCGCAUCACCAUGCGCCCCACCCGCAGCAUCACAUGCCGCCACACCAUCCGCACCACCAUCCGCAUCAUCACCCGCCGCAUCCGGGCGCGGGUCCACCCCCUCCUCCCGGUGCGGGCGGCGAGCAUCAACCGCAGCAGCACGGUGGCCACGGUCCACCACCGCCACCCCCCGGCGGGAUGCAUCACUCGCCCUACGAACACCACCAUCCCGUCCCCGUGUCCGGGCCGGGGGAUGCGCCCAACGGUGGCGCGGGGGCCGGUAGUGGGAAAGACGAGGGUGGUCCGCCACCCCCGCACCAGCAGCAACAUGGCCACGGGCCACCGCCACCCCCGCACGGUGCCGGUGGGCCGCCUCCGAUGGGCCACCAUCACCACCAGAUGCAGCAUCACGGCCAAGUGUACGGUCAGCCGCCGCCGCCUCCGAUGCAGCACCAGCAGCAACAGUACGCGCCCCGCUACCACCACCACCAUCCGCACCAUCCGCACGACCCGAACGUGCAGCCCGGGGCGGCCGGGGGACCGGAUCCGUACGCGCACUACCAUCACCGGAUGGGAGCGGCUGCCGCCGCCGCUGCAGCAGCCGCCGCAGCCGCCGCGGCCUCCGGAGCUGGAGCGGCCGCUGGAGGCGGCACGGGAGGCAGCGGUGCACCGGGAACUCCACCUCCGCAGCAUCCCGGAGGAAAACCGGCCGCCGCUGCAGCAGCAGCCGCCGCAGCCGCCGCCGCCGUUGGCGGAAGUCCAAUGCACGGCCGGCAUGGCCGGUAUGGGAUGCCGCAACAGCCGGCAGGCGGAACCGGAACUGGCGGCAGUCAAGGGCAGGGUCCACCACAGCAGCAACCGCCGACCGCUGGUGGAGCCGCCGGCGCUAAUGCCCCGCCCGGGGGACCUCCGGGUGGCGGCCCGACGCCAACGCUUAACUCGUUGCUUCAAUCGCAUCCACCACCGCCACCCCAUCCGGGCGCCCCGCACCAUCGCUACCCGCCGAGCAGCUACGAUCCGUCGGCACCGCAACAGCCUCCCGGACCCGGACAGCCGCCACCAGCCGGAGGGCCUCCGGGGCCGGGCCAGGGGCAACCCGGCAUGCCGCCGUACCACACCGGCCACCAGCAACAGGGAUGGGCCCCUCCACCCCGUCCCUACAGCCCACACUCGCAACCGUAUCGACCGCCACCACCGGGUAAUACCGGACGGGGACAGUCACCGUAUCCGCCGGGUCCGCCGGGUCAAGCGCCCGGCAGCUACCCGCCGCCUCAGCCCGCCGGCCAACCUCCGGGAUCGCAGCAGCAGCCUCCGGGCCCGCCGCAACCGGGUGCCCAGCAACCGGGAGGUCCGCCCGGCCAGCAGGGACCUCCGUCGGCGGGCGCUCCGGGCGGGCCGGCGGCCGGCGUGGGUGCCGCUGCGCCCGGCCAGUCGCCGCAACCAGGCGGUCCCCCGCACACACCCACGUCGCAGGGCCCGCCCGCCAAUACUCAGUAUACGCCGUAUCAACCGCAGCGCUACCCAACUCCCGGCGGCCCCGGCAGCAACCAUCGGACGCCGUAUCCUCCGCAUCAGUACGAACCGGUCCGGUCGUGGCCUUCGCCGGCCGCUAGUCCGGGCCCGGGCCCGGGACACUUACCGCCGUCGCCGCACGGACCCCCGCAGAGCCCCGGUCAGCAACAGCAGCAGCAGCAACACGGUGGCGGCCCCAGUCCGUCACCCCAGCCCCCACAGCCCGCUCCAUCACCACAUCAGGACUCGACGGGCCAGAACAGUAAUGACAGUACGGCGGGCGGCAGUGGCGGCAGUGGCGGUGCAGGAAAUUCAGCAGGCGCUGGCGGCAUCCACGGUGCACCCGGCACGCCCAACUCCUCCUCUUCGUCGUCGUCUCAGGGCAUGAGGCCAACGCCGUCGCCAACCGGUUCCGGCAGCGGGUCACGCUCUAUGUCACCGGCAGUAGGCCAGCAAAGUGUUCCGAUGCCGCCUCGUCCAUCCAGUAGUCACUCGCAAGCUCCAAAUCAGCAGGCUCCGAACCAGCACGGCGGCAGCAAUAGCAAUCUAGUGCACGGCAAUCAAUCACAAGGUCCACAAGCGCCACCACCGGACCACCACGCGCGAGUCGGCUCGCCCAACCGACCUCCGUCGGCGUCCUCCCAGCAGCAGCUUCCACCGGUGUCCGGGGCCUCGACGCAACCCCCGACGUCCCAGGCGGGACCGGCAGUGGCCGCAGGGAUGGCCGCACAAGGCUACCAGACACAGCCGCCGCAUCCGCCCCACAUGCACGGCGGCCCCUACAAGAUGGGCGGCCCGGGCCCGGGUGGUAUGCCCCCGGGUGGGCCGCAGCAGAUGUCCCCCUAUCCACCGCCACCACAGCAGUCGCAGCAGUAUUCACCACACUCGCCCGCGAGUUACUCGCCGCGUCCGCAGUAUCCUGGCGCGUACGGUCCGUCGCCUCCGGUGCCGGGUCCACCACCACCCGGCACGCAAUCCCCCGGCGGAGGUCCACCGCCGCCGGGAGGAGGACCGCCACCACCGCAUGCACCGCCACCUGGCAGUUACCCGCACGGUCAGCACCGGAUGCCGAACCACGUGGGCGCAGGAGGGCCACCACCGCCACCUCACUCCCAGUAUCCUCCGCAUCAGUACCCGCCGCCGAGUCCGUGGGGUCCGCCUCACACGCAGGCCGGCGGCCCUGGCAGUGGCAGCGCCAGCCAUGUAAAUAAUCAUGUACAGCAGCAGGGGGGUCAGCAGGGCCCCCAGCAAGGACCUCCGACUCCCGGCGGACCACGGCAGGGCAAGGGAAUGCCGCCGGGGCCACCGGGCGUCCACCCGCAGUCGCCACAGCAGCAGCAACAUCAGCAGCACGCGCAACACCAGCAGCAGCAGCACCACCAGCAUCAUCAGCCACCUCAUCAUCAGCCGCCGCAUCAUCAGCCGCCACAUCAUCAGCCGCCGCCACCGCCUCACCAGGGCCAGGGACAGUCGCAGCAGCCGGGUCAGGGGCCUCCGCCACCACAGAGCGGGUCACCACAGCCACUGAACUACCUGAAGCAACACCUGCAGCACAAGGGCGCGUACAGUGGCGCUCCCAGUCCGACGCCACCCGGCCAGGGAUACGGCAACGGGCCGGGCAUGCAUCCGCCGAUGGGUCCCCCGCACCACAUGGGCCCACCGAUGGGACUUCCACCGCCCAACUCUAGUAGCAUGGGACCUCCACCGCCGGCUGGCACGCCACCCAGUCAAUCGCCGCAAGCGGUUGGACCGAACAGUGUCGCUCCUGGCGUCGGCGGCAGCAGUCACCACCCGUCGCAGGACGGUCCGCCACCAUCGCCACAUCAACAGCCACCACCAUCGCAGCAGCAGCAGCAACCUCCCCCGUCACCGCAUCAUCAUCCGCAGCAGCAGCAACCGGGUCAGGGACCUCCGGGACCCCAUCCGGGUCAUCACGGGGCGCCCGGAACGCAUCCAGAUGCACCGCCACCACACGGGCUACUGGCGGGCGCCGGGCAGGACAAUGGUGUGGCGAAUGCGGGCGUUGGAGGAGGUCCACCGCAUCAUCACCACCAUCAUCAUCAUCACCCAGUUACCUCACUCGUUACAACGGGACCUGAUGGCGCUCCACUCGACGAAGCGAGUCAGCAGAGUACCUUAUCCAAUACCUCAGUAGCUUCCGGUGAAGAUCCGACGUGCUCGACGCCGAAAUCGCGGAAAAACGAUCACUACAACCAAAGCCAUCUGACGAGCACCAACACACCGUCGUCGUCGUCGAACGCGUCGCCCGGGCCGCACAACGCGCACGAAGACUUCGAGCUCAACUCGUCCCCGACGUCCUGGCCCCGGACGCCAGCUAGUCCAGUAUUUAACAGUCACGUUCCUCCCACGCCGGAGACUCCUUUUAGAUCAACUAAGCAGAAAUCGGAUAGCCUGAACAAACUGUACGAGAUGGACGACAAACCGGAGCGGCGCGUCUUCCUGGACAAGCUGUUGGCGUACAUGGAUGAGCGGCGGACGCCCAUAACGGCGUGCCCGACGAUAUCGAAGACACCGUUGGAUCUGUACAAGCUGUACGUGUAUGUGCAGGAGCGAGGCGGUUUUGUUGAGGUGUGUAAGGUUACCAAGAGCAAAACGUGGAAGGACAUCGCGGGCAUGCUAGGGAUCGGGGCGAGCAGUAGUGCGGCGUACACGCUCCGGAAACACUACACGAAAAACUUGCUACCGUUCGAGUGCAAGUUCGAUCGGGGUGGCAUCGAUCCGGGCCCGAUCAUUGCGCAGGUGGAGGCGGGCUCGAAGAAAAAGUCCGCCAAAACGACGUCAGUUCCUUCGCCAGGAUCGUCCAACUCACAGGACUCAUUUCCUGCGCCCGGCAGCAGCAGUGCCUCGAUGGAUGGCUACGGUCCUUAUCCGGGCAGUGGGUAUCCUCCGGGUUCCACGCCGGAUUACGUACAACAGCAACAGCAACAGCAACAAGGACCGCCGGGAGCCGCCGCAACCGGUGCCCAAACCGGUGCCGGUCCGCAGCAACCACCACAGCCCCAGCAACGACCACCCUCGCAGCAGAGCGGCACCCAAUCGCCACAUCCGGGUUCGGCACCGCCUGCCUCUGGUGAUAACAUUAGCGUGAGCAAUCCCUUUGAUGAUCCCGUGGGUCCCCAGAGACCCCCGUAUCAGCAGGGCGCUCCUUAUCCACCGGUUUCACGUCCUCAAGGCGGACCUUACCCAGGACAGCCUGGUGGCUACGGGCAGUAUGGAGCCCCGGACCAGUACGGUCCAGCUGGAGGUGCACCACCCGGCCAGUAUCCGCCACCACCCGGUCAGCAGGGCCAGUACCCGCCGACGAAUCGACCUCUCUAUCCACCGUACGUUCCACCUGAAGCAGGAGAAGGAUCUCCUUACAGAGGCACACCACCAUCCUCGGCGAGUGGGACCGGAGGCACUCCACCGACACCGGCCGAUCCCUACCGAGGGUACGGCGGUGCACCAUAUCCUCCACCACCGCAGCAGCGUCCCUAUCCGCCACAGCCUCCGCAGCAGCAGCAUCAGCAACCCACUGGCGGUGCCGGCGCCGGUGCACCCGGAUCGGGAGUACCACCGCCCGGGACGCCACCUGUUCCGGGGCAACCGAAUGCAGUGCCCGGACAGGUGCCCGGUCCUGUCGGCGGAGUUCCGCCGUCGCAGCAGCCGCAGCAACAACCGCCUCCCACGCAGCAACAACCGGCAGGACAACAAGGAUCCACCCCCGGAGGUUAUCCAACUCCGACCGGGCAGCCGCCGCAGUCACCUGCUGAUUACUAUCGUCAGCAGCAGGAACAGCCUCUUCCCUACCCUCAGCCAAACCAGCCCCGGCGCCAUCCGGACUUCGAAAAGAGCCAACAACCGUACGCACCCUACCAGCGACCCCAGAUGUACCCCGGCGGUUGGCAACCGGGCCCUGGCGGACAGUACCGUGGUCAGUAUCCACCGCAGAGUCCCGGGCAACAGUGGACACACAAUGGACCUCGACCAAGCGGACCACCGGGUGGUCCGGGUGCGGGUGGUCCACCAGGGGCGCCUCCUGGUGCGCCGAACCAGUGGGGAGCGGCUGCGGAUGUUAACCGCUACCCACCGAAUCAGCAGCAACCACCUUAUCCGACCCAUCAGCAGGGACAGCAGCCGCCAUGGAAUCAAAUGCCUCCGACGUCGCAAAAUUCACCUCUAAGGCCACCGUUGCGAGGAGGCAAACCAUAUCCACCGAUGGCAGCUUCCGGACCGGGAGGCAUCCCUACUCCACCUGGUGCGAUGCCGGGUAUGCCUCCGACCUCCAACAUCAACGCGCCUCAGCAACCGCCGGGCGUUGGAGGGCCCCCGGGCCAAGCAACGGCAACCGGUACGGUUGUCCCUACCCCCGGUGGACCUGCCGGGGUUCCCUCAGCAGCCGGGGGUGUUGUUCCACCGGGAGGUGGGGUGCCGGUAUCGAGUGCUUCGCCAGUGGUCGGCGUGAAACCUCAGCCACAGCAGGUGCAAACACCGCAAGGACAGAUGGGAUGCGCGGGAGGCGCGGCUCCCGCCUUCCAACCGAGCGGAAAUGCUGCGCAACCGAAGCGGGACAUCGUGUUCCCGACGGACAGCGUCGAGGCGACCACGCCGGUCCUGUACCGGCGCAAGCGCAUCACCAAGUUGGACAUCGGGCAGACGGACGCGUGGCGGAUAUUUAUGGCGCUUCGGUCGGGACUGCUCGUUGAGAGCACGUGGGCUUUGGACGUGCUGAACAUUCUGCUGUUCGACGAUUCGUCGGUGGCGUUCUUUGGGCUAGCGCACAUGCCGGGCCUGUUGAACCUGCUGCUGGAUCACUUCCAGAAGAGCUUGUGCGACAUGUUCGAGAGUGGAAAGAAGAAGGGCGGUAUCAACCGGUUCGGGCCUGAGGGCGACGAGCAGCAGCCGCAGCAGCAGGCAUUGAUAGCGGAAUCGGAAGGCGAUGAUAACGAUCGGCAAGCCAUUACGGAUGGUUCGUCGGUUGAAAUUACGGCCACAAUGAUGACCACCGAAACGACGAUCAAACUCCAAGAUACGACAACUACUACAACGAUGACAACGAUGACGACCACUGCAUCCACCACGACAACGACGGUGGUAAAGCAGGAGAAGCUCGAAAACGGCCUUCCACCAAGCGCUGUCAACUUCAACGGCACCGUCGUCGAGGGCUCGAAGGCGAAAAGCACACCGCCCAAGGUGGUGGAGCGACGACGAACUGCCCAAUGCUACUCGCGUCGCAUCUCGAAACGCCGAGGCUCCGUUGGUGAGGUGGAGGUUGGUGAGGAGGAAGAAGAGCUCGAUCUGGGUGCGGUAAAAAACCCGCCGAACCCGGACGAGCGCACCGUGAUACUGACCGCAACCGCCAACUACACGAUGGCGUCCCGCAAGGGUCGUCCGGUGAAGAUACAUCCCGCCGAGGACGACGUGUUCGUGUUGAACCAUCGGCGCGACUGGGAUCGGGCGGCCGAUUAUCAGUACCAGCGCGAUACGGAGGUCGGCGGGGACCCGUGGACGGCGGGGCACACCGAUCCGGACCCGCACGACUACAUUAUGGACACGUUCCGGGCGGAGUUUGUCAACAUUCCAUUCGCGAGGUACAUCAAGACGAGCAAAAAGUACGCCGCUGCCGCCGCCGCGAGGAUAGGAGCGUCUGCUAGCAACGGCACAAAGCACAACAACAAUAACAACAGUAACAUGAACAAUAACAACAGUAUCAAGUGCACGAGUAGGAACGAGUGUGAAGACCAUGAGCCAUCAUCGGUGCGACAAGAGGACGAACCAAAGGGUGCCUCCUCCCCCACUGGAUCCUCCUUGGAGGCUAACCCGGCGCCGAGUGUGAAGAAGGAGCCGGAUGCUGACGUGCCGAAGGAGGAAUCGGCAUCGAAACUUCCGGAGCCUGCGGUGAUAAAGCAGGAGGAGCAGGAAGGCCUCGAAAAUAGUGCUGCGACGCCAGCAAAGCGAAGAAAAGAGGAUCCAUCCUCCGUGACGGCGGCACCUCCUUCACUUCGCACCCGCAAAGACCACCAUGUGGCGCGUCUCAUGAACGGCGAAAGUGGCGAAGAAGAGGACAGCUCGACACCGCUGGUGGAAAAGGGUAGUGAGGGUAGUGAAAAAGCGAUCGUCAAGAACUGCAUCGGAAAGCGACGAAAAGUUGCCACGCCGCGAGGCGAGCGUGACCACCAUCACGUGGAGGACGGAGAAGGAGAGGAGGAUGAGGGAAGCACGCCGAUUGAUGCCGAUUGCCGCGAGAUCGAUAUGGAGCUGGAGAAAAGCACGAGUUUAUCGAACGGGCCGCAAGAAGGUGCGGGUGUAGAGAAGAAGGCCGGGGUGCGGAGGAACAGUGAUGCGACGAAGGUGGCCACCCCGAAGGAGAAGGGUCCUACGAAAUUCGAAGCGUUGACGAACGAGAGGAAGGAGGAAACCGAUGGUGCCAGCGAGGAAAGGAUGGAUGUCGAUGAGGAGGAAAGAAACGAACAUGCUGCGAGCGCUGUUCCGACGGAAGUGGCCGUAGAGGAGGAGCUUGAAUCAUCGUUGCAUCCGGUGACCAAAUGCUUUGAUGUUGCCGAAAGUGUUCGGGAUCCGGCGAAGGUGUUGAAACGACGCCGCAUGAGCGACUACGAGGACGAAUGUUACACGCGCGACGAAGCAAGCCUCUUCCUGGUGACGGAGGGUCAGGAUGCGCUGGCCCGGCGCUGUGUGGCCAUCUCGAACAUCCUGCGCAACCUCUCCUUCCUGCCCAACAACGAGACGGAGUUCUCGAAAUCGUCCCGCUUUCUGGCGAUCCUCGGGAAGCUGUUGCUGCUCAACCACGAACACCCGAUGCGCACGAAGAAGACGCGCAACUAUGACCGCGAGGAGGACGCCGACUUCUCCGACUCGUGCAGUAGCUUGCAGGGCGAGCACGAAUGGUGGUGGGACUUCUUGGUGCAGAUCCGCGAGAAUCUCCUGGUGGCGACGGCGAACAUUUCCGGCCAGCUGGAUUUGUCGCGCUUCGACGAGCCGAUCUCGCGCCCAAUCCUCGAUGGGUUGCUGCACUGGGCCGUUUGUCCGUCGGCCCACGGGCAGGAUCCGUUCCCGACGCUCGGCCCGAACGCAGUCCUAUCGCCGCAGCGGUUGGCCCUCGAGGCCCUGUGCAAGCUGUGCGUGACGGACGCCAACGUGGACCUGGUGAUAGCGACGCCACCGUUCUCGCGGCUCGAAAAGCUCUGCUCCGUGCUGACGCGCCACCUGUGCAAGAACGAGGACCAGGUGUUGCGCGAGUUUUCGGUCAACCUACUGCACUAUCUCGCCGCGGCCGACAGUUCGAUGGCCCGCACGGUCGCAAUGCAGUCCCCGUGCGUGUCCUACCUGGUGGCGUUCAUCGAGCAAGCCGAACAGUCCGCGCUCGGCGUGGCCAACCAGCACGGAAUCAACUUCCUGCGCGAUAACCCCGACUCGAUGGGCACCAGCUUGGACAUGCUUCGGCGGGCGGCCGGCACGUUACUGCACCUCGCCAAACACCCCGACAACCGGCCGCUUUUCAUGCAGCAGGAGCAGCGACUGCUGGGGCUGGUGAUGAGUCACAUCCUGGACCAGCAGGUGGCGCUCAUCAUCUCCCGCGUGCUCUACCAGUGCUCCCGGGGGACCGGUCCACUGACGACGAUGGAAAUCGAACUGAACAAACCCCCAUCGUCUGUGACCACUACAGCGACAGCUGGAGCUGGUGGUGGUUCGACAACCUCCUCGUCCUGCGCUACUGCGGCAUCAUCGUCUGUGAUAGAGGCAAAGGGAAGCGGCGGCGGCGGCGUCGGCGGUGGUAGUGUGUCUGUGAUGCUCGACUCGAAGGUGCCAACAACGAACGGCCCAUCGUCACCCUGUGCCACCCCGAACGGCGGGAAUGCGGCCGGAGUGAUGUCGAACGGCGGUGGUUCCUCGGCAUCGAGCGAAGACUUCGCCUCACCCUCGACACCAACCGCUCCGGGUGCUACGUCCACGACGUCAGCAGCCACAAGUGAACGGACCUCCGCCGAGCAAGGCAAAUCACCCUCCGGUGCCGCAACAACGCUUAACUCGAAUUCUUCUCCUCCUCCUCCGACCGCAACGAAUGACGAUUCAUCUUCCUGUGGCGGGGUGGCGGAAAACUGCACCCCUACUAGUUCCCCCACAUCACCCUCGACCGCUCCUACAGCGUCGGCCACCACCACCAACAACAGCAUAAGCAGUGCAGCUCACAACAGCAACAAUAUGAUCAGUGGUGGCAACGUAGUCCAGACCAGUCCAUCCGCGUCGGUACCCGCCGCCACUCCGCCACCUACUCAACAACCCUCCCAGCACCCGAUAACAGCUUCAUCGUAGUGGAGAAAGAAGAGGGGGAGAAAAAGUCUUCAACUGCUGCACGACUCCGACGACGACGACAUCGACGACGUUGAAGGUGAUCCUCCGUCGAGCUCUACUACCAUGGUUCGUCUCAAGCGGAAGGUGGUGUCCUGAGCAGCAAGAGGAGCAAGGGAGGAGCGGUUACCGUUUCCGUUGGUACAGGGUUGGGCGUGCAUAUAUAGAUACGUAGGAAGUAUAGUAGAUAUUUAUAUACAUAUAUACGAGUAUAUAUAUAAAUCGUAGCAAAAUGAAGAACGACAAAACCCAAGUAUGAAUUGUAGAAAUAAACAGAACAACCAAACGCGGACGAAACACUUCAAUAGAAAAAGUGGAACUCAAAACAACCAAGAUGCAAGGAAACGUUUUCCGUGAUUUGGAGAGUAAUUUGUUGCUGGAAAAGCAGAAGCAGCAGAAGUUGUAUAGUUAAUCUUAAUGCAAACAAACUUAAGAUAGCAACAUAGAGAGAGAAACAGAAAAUGCUGUUCCAUUCGUUAGGGAAACAUACACACAUGCGCUCACUGAUACACGCACGCAUACACACGAUCAUAAUUUUGUUUUCAGGAAACAGCGUUUUGAAAAAAGUGGCAUAAGAAGUAAACUGAAGUGCUUGUAUUGUGGUGAAGAAGUGGUAUAAAUGUAAAAGGAUUUGUAGAAAUUUGGUUUAGUUGCUUUUGCACUACCGUGUUGCAUAAACAUGUGAGUGUGUGUGUGCGUGUGUGGGUACGUGGGUGGAUGUGUGUAUGUGCUGCUGUGUGUAUUUAUAGAUGGGUUGACCAGGGGGAAUGAUCGCGUCGCAGCCGAAUGCAUAUUUCAAGAUCAUCCAAUAGACAAGGUUCCAUACUGUUUGAGCCCCGUGUUAGAGCUGGCAAAGAGGGUACAACUCCAGCACUUUUGGCCGUUCCUUGACAUCGUCACGCGAGAGGCGUCUCGCACAUUAUUACCAUCUUGAACCAAUGAUGUUCAUUUGUUGUAAGAAAGUGAUCGUUGUGUUGUCGCCCAAUCGAAGGGAUGAAGGGUGAAAGGACGAAAGUGAACGGACGAUUAAAGACAGGACUCGUCCUGUGUACAACGCUUGUGAAAGUAUUACACCACCAAUGCAGGGUAAAUGUGGGGAGCCGUCGGAUCAAGGGUUAGCGUAGACACGGUGUUUGACCCAGGUUGGGCCCGCUCCAGUAUCUGCGUAUACGGGUGUAGACACACGACCCGGUUGAAAUUGGGCUCCAAGAGAGGGAGUACUCACACAGAAAAACCUUCACGAAAAGAGACGAAACCGGAAAGUCGGUCGGUAGUAGCUUGUAGCUAAAUAGUAGAGCGGGGGGAAAACAGACUCGAGGAAAUUGGAUAGAAAAAAAAAGUCGAUAAUGAACAAAAUGAAUGGCGUAUUGUAUAUAUAGCACGUAGGACAACAAAACAAAACUAGAUCAAAACAGAGGACACACUUCCAUAAGGAUGCAUCAA